ACACAUCCCAAACCUGAUGGCCAGUUCGCCACGCAACGCCACUGUGACGACACAAAAAUUCCAUCAAAGGGAAGGGACAACAUUUUCACACACGCGCAGCCACACACACAUACACAUACACACACACCCGCGCAAACGCUCCCUCUGCCGCAAACGAAAAGUUCGUCAUCAUCACCACCAUGGAGAGGAUCUCGGCUGGUGUUGAGACAAGCGUCCUGCACAAGGCUGUGCAAGCCAAGGACUACGACCGCAUCCGGGAGAUUAUCGAGAACGACGAGGAAGACAUUGACUACGUGAACAUCCUCGGGCUCACCCCGCUCAUGUCAGCCGCGGAGAUUGGCGAUCCAGAGACGGUGAAGCUGCUGCUUGGUCUCGGUGCCCGCAAGGAUGCUUUUACCCUCAGCAUGAAGACGGCGCUCAUGUUUGCCGCCGCCAAAGGCAACGUCGAAGCGGUCAAGCGCCUUGUUGAAGGUGGUGCGGACAUUCAUGCUGCUGACAAGGGCGGCGUCUCCGUCCUGCACCAUGCCGUGGACUCCGAGAACACGGAAGUGAUCACAGUGCUUGUGAAAGCGGGCUGUCGCGUGGAGCAGCGUGACAUGAGCAACGGCUGGACCCCACUCCUGCGCUGCGCUGCAACGCUGGGCCGAGUGGACGUGGCGCGCACGCUCGUGCACUUGGGCGCAGAUGUCAAUGCCGGCGACUUCUCCGGAACAACCGCUCUCAUGCUUGCCACGAACCAUGGCAACGUGAAGCUGGUGCGGUAUCUGCUGACUGCGGGCGCAGACAAGACCAUCACCACCAAGCACGGCAAGACCGCAUACGACUUUGCCCUCGCCAACCGCAACGAAUCGCUCAAGAAGUUGCUGGACCACAACGCUCCCCCACCAGACGAGCUCACAGCCAAGCCCGCGGCAAAGGCAUCCGCCUGAGUCCACCACCACUACAGACUACCACGCCCUGAUUAGCUGUUUGCAUCGAAUGCAUGCCCUUUUUUUUGCUGGCUGUGCCGGCAGUUGCUUCUGGCCAUGGUCAUUGUUCCCAUUUCGUUAUCGUUGUUGUUGCUGGCGUCAUGGUAUUCUGGUGCUUGUGAUUGUCUUUGGUGCCGCGUACUUUGCGUGCUGUAUCGCUGUUGCUUCUUAACUGAUGAGUGUGUCUGUCUGUCUGUCUGUCUGUCUGUCUGUCUGUCUGUCUGUCUGUCUGUCUGUCUGUGAAUCUGUCUCUUUGUGUUUGCGUGCGUCU
Molecule: messenger RNA, 1239 nt
Organism: Salpingoeca rosetta
Lineage: Eukaryota; Choanoflagellata; Craspedida; Salpingoecidae
Exons: 8
Coding region: 180-929 (249 amino acids)
Cellular component (GO): cytoplasm; nucleus
Molecular function (GO): protein binding
Source: RefSeq, a predicted model, not a curated record